Molecule: messenger RNA, 2463 nt
Organism: Cyclopterus lumpus (lumpfish)
Lineage: Eukaryota; Metazoa; Chordata; Actinopteri; Perciformes; Cyclopteridae
Gene: minpp1b
Product: multiple inositol-polyphosphate phosphatase 1b
Exons: 7
Coding region: 137-1687 (516 amino acids)
Molecular function (GO): inositol phosphate phosphatase activity; acid phosphatase activity
Source: RefSeq, a predicted model, not a curated record
CUGCAGCUAAAUGACGUCAAACUGCUACUUUAAAUACUGUAAACGGGUUUAUACGAAGUACAAGUACAACAGGAACUACCUUUGUGUAUUUUAAGUUGUAGUUUUCUGAAACAAUCUUCAUUCAAACACUCCGGGAAUGUUUUUUGUUGCCCGACAGAAGGUCAAAGGUCAGACAACCCGGAACAUCAACAAGGCAGACGGAGCCACCGACAUGUCCUCCGGUUUCCUGCCCGGCACCGGGCUGCUCGUGGCGGCCUUCGGGCUGCUGCUCCCCCGCCUGUCCUGCUCCUCUCUGGCGGACAUCCCGCACAUCGCCGCGUACUUCGGCACCAAGACCCGGUACGAGGACGUGAACCCGCACCUGCUGCGGGACGCGUUAUCCGUGAACAGGUCCGUGUUGAGACCUCCGGCCACGGAGCGCUGCUCCCCGGUCCACCUCACCGCGGUGGUCCGGCACGGGAGCCGCUACCCGACCGUUAAAAACAUCCGCAGGAUCCAGAGGCUGAGCGAGCUGGUCAGGGGCUCCGGGGUCUCCGGGGUCGGAUCCAGGGGCUCCGGGGUCUCCGGGGUCGGAUCCAGGGUCUCCGGGGUCGGAUCCAGGGGCUCCGGGGUCGGAUCCAGGGGCUCCGGGGUCUCCGAGGGCUGGCUGCAGGACAUCCAGAGCCGCUGGGAGAUGUGGUACCGCGAGGACAUGGACGGUCAGCUGGUGGCGAAGGGGCGGGACGACCUCCGUCAGCUGGCCCGGCGCCUGUCCGUCAUGUUCCCGUCUCUCCUGUCGGACAUGAGGAGGAUCCGCUUGAGGAGCAGCUCCAAGCAUCGCUGUGUGAGCAGCGUGGAGGCCUUCCAGGAGGGCCUGCAGCAGCACUGGGGAACCACAGACGUGCAGUACUUCCACCAGCUGGACGACGAGCUGCUGCGUUUCUUCGAGCGUUGCCGUGGUUACGUGGAGGCUGUGGAGAAGAACCGCACGGCGCUGCUGGAGGUGGAGAAGUUCAAACACGGGCCGGAGAUGGAGGCCGUGAGGAAGAGGACGGCCGAGAGGCUGGGCCUUCAUCCCCAGCUGCUCACGCCGGAUCUGGUUGAAGCGGCUUUCUUCUUGUGCUCCUACGAGCUCUCCAUCAAGGCUCUUCACUCUCCGUGGUGUUUCCUGUUCGAUGAAGACGACGCAAAGGUGUUGGAGUACAAGUCGGACCUGAAGCAGUACUGGAAGCGUUUCCAUGGUCACGUGAUCAACGGGCUGUCCAGCUGUCCUCUGUUCCAUCACGUCUUCAGGACGCUGGACAGAGCGGGACGACCCCGCAGGUCCACCGACGCGCCCCCCGAGCCGGCCUCCGUCCUGGUGGGUCACGCCGAGACGCUCCUCCCCCUCCUCUCCCUGCUGGGCCUCUACAAGGACCAGACUCCGCCCACCGCCGACAACUACCACUCGCAGCACGGUAGAAGCUUCCGGUCCGGCCUCAUCGUCCCGUACGCCGCCAACCUGCUCUUCGUCCUGUACGACUGCGAGCGAGGACCGCGGCUGCAGCUACUCGUCAACGAGUCGCCGGUUCGAUUCCCGGGGCUGGAGACGGAGGACGCGCCGCUGUACCGUGACGUCCGGGCCGCGUACCGCCACCUGCUGGACGGCUGCGACUUCCAGAAGGAGUGCGAGGGGACGAGCGGCCGGGGCCCGAACACCGAGCUCUGAAGCACAGCCACGAGGCCUUAAUCAAUAUAUUGAUUUCCUGUAACUCGUGUACAAGUACACGGAGGCAGUACUCCGAGUUCAAGUUAUGUUAUGAGAAAAAGGUUUAAAGCUAUUGCCCCGCCCCUUCGUGUCCACCAAAGACGUGACAACCAGUCAUCCUCUCUGCUGGACGCCGUUGAGCCUUUAAAGGGGUCACGUGACGCGAGACCAGGUUUCUGUAAUCCGGUUCAGUUUUUACAGAAACCUGAUCUUAAUAUUUCUACUUUUAAAAUCUCCUAAAGCUGCAAGUUCUUCUUGUUUUAGCAGAUUAAUGAGAAAAAAACACUUUAUAUAUUAUUUUAUCAUUGUUAUUUUAAAAGACGUAAAACCGUCAGAAAUGAGAUUUAAAUGUCAUAUAAUGAAGCGGUUUACUUUAUAAGUUCAGGGUUUAUUAGUUUUUAUUCUCUAUUUAUUUGUGAUGUUGUGAUUGUUUCAUUUAAAGCUGCAGUUCCUCUCACGGCCACCAGGUGCUGCUGUGAUCAACUGGCUGUGUGGAAGGUUUUCACAAUAAGAGUCCCGCUAAGGAGAUAAUGAGCUGGUCCUGGUCCUGGUCCUGGUCCUGGUCCUGGUCCUGGUCCUGGUCCUGGUCCUGGUCCUGGUCCUGGUCCUGGUCCUGGUCUUUCUUAAAGGGACGUCAGGUUUCACUUUGUGCUUUUUUUCCGCUCUGACUUCCUGUUUCUGCAGAACGAUGCCAAACGUUUUCACUUAAAGCUUUAAUAAACUUUUGUAUCACUUAA